UGUAGCCAUCUUUAAGUUAAGGUCAGAAAUGAACACUGAGAAACUCAGUUAAAAAUGUAUGUGUUUAUGCACCUUUGAGUCUGCCUAUUUGUCAAAAUGAUACACUACUUCCUGGAUUGCUUUCCAGAUGCAGAUAUUUGAUCUUCAUGCUAAAAAGACAGAUUGUAUUCCACUGCUUUCACAACUCUAGGAUCAUGUUAGACUGUAAAUCGUUAAUACACAGCUCAUCAAUGGAAUAAAUUCCACACACUGCUCUGCGUAAAUAUCUAUUCUAGACUCCUUUGCAGAACAACAUUAGUUACAUGCUGUGACUGCUAUACUUGAAACAAGCUGUGAACUGGAACUGUGGCGGUUGCUCAGGCAAUGGAAUGCAAACAUUGAUUAAAACUGAAGAAACAGUAAUGGUGACAGGAUUUGGCCUUAUCUGUAAUGAAAACACUAAUGUAUAAAUAUAUGGGAGUUGUCUGAACCACAUAUUCCGUGACAUUAAGCCUUGCUCGUUGUGAAUCUGUGUACAUGAACAUUCUUUUAAAUAUGUGUGUACAUAAUGCCCAUUACAACAAAACAUCUGACUUCCUUCAGUGUAUGCCCAAUGAGAAUUUAUUCAAGAAGAUUUAAAGGCCUGGACACAGUACGCCUGGAGUGCCAAAGGAAAAGGUGGAAGCACUGUAUUGUUUCGGUCACUCUAAGUAUUUCCUUUUGGAAUAUAAAGUUGCUGAUUUGGUUUGGGAUGAAAUUGCAUACAAAGGCUGUGAUUUAAAAUUGAAACAGAUAAAAAUGGAAUAUGUUCUACUACUUCCUCUAAUCUUCUAUAUAGGUAUCGCAGAAGGAGUACACAUAACUGUAGACCCAGAAGGGAUUAUUAAAGAAGGAGAUAAUGUUAAACUAAACUGUUCUACAGAAAUAGACGAUCCUGAAAUCACAGGAUAUGAAUGGCGUAAGCAUUCUAGACCCUUAUGGAAAGUAAUUAGUCUUGAAAAACUGUUGCGCUUUGAGCCCAUUAAUGAGAAAAAUGCUGGGAAGUAUGCAUGUUGUGUUUUAAAAAAUGAUACGAGAAGCAGUUCCAACUCAUUUCACCUGGAUGUUUUAUUUGCACCAAAAGAUGUAGAAAUUAUUCAGACUACACCUGAAAAUAUUAUUGAAGGUGGCUCUAUGAACUUAUCCUGCAACGUUGGAAGGAGCAAACCAGAAGUAACAACAUAUACCUGGUAUAUUAACAAAGUGAAGAGUGACAACACUGAAAAGUAUUUAUUCAUUGAAGAAACGGAAGCCAGCCACAGCGGUACUUACAGGUGUAAAGCUCACAAUAAAGCUGGAGUGACACUUUCCCCAAAAUUUGAGAUAAAUGUUAUGUAUCCACCUAAAGAAGUGGAAGUAACAUACCAUCCUGUAAGUUUAAGCGAAGGAAAAGAUGUGUAUCUAACCUGCAACUAUAAAAGCAGCAAUCCUCCCGUUACUAACUACACAUGGUAUAAAGAAGAUGAAUACCUUUGGAUUCAGACCGGAAAUAUGCUAAAGUUCGCAAACAUCAGUUCUCACGAUACUGGAAGUUUCAGCUGUGAAGCACACAAUGCCAUUGGAUCAACAAGAUCAUUGAUAUUAUCUUUAAAAUUAGACGAGACACCUACCUUAUUAGCUGCAACUGAAGCAUUAAUAGCAAUUGGAAUAUCAGUGGUGAUAAUUGGCUGUAUUUUCCUUCUGUGCAUCAUUAGAAGAAAAUGCCAAGGGGAUUAUCCAAUAAUGCAAUCAAAAGAAAAUUCUUAUCCCAGUAUUAGCAAUACACUUUUUAAACAGAAAAGAAAUCCUGAAUUUGAUGUCAUGAGUCCCAUGGAUACUUCUUCAGUCAUUGCCAUAAAGUAUAUGCAAAGGAACUUUUGAAUUCAAACUUCUAUAGCAACUAAAUCACAUGAAAACAUACCAGAUGGUUCUAAAUAUGACCUACAUACUCACCAUAUUUCAAAGUGAAAGGAACUUGGCCAGAAAUGGAUCUUAAGUGUAAAUCUUGGCAUUUAUCACUUUUCUCAGUGGGUGGAACUCAUGCAGAUAGUCAUUAAUUCUUUUAAAAAGUUGCUGACACAGUAAGUUAAUCUCGAACAAUAACUACAACUGUGGAAUGCACAUAAUGUCGUCAGGCAUGAAUUACAUUAAUAGAUUUAUGAGAUUUGCCCUGGGAAAAUGGGACUUUAUAUAUGUGUGUAUGUGUAUAUAUACAUACAAUUACAUCACAGACAAUCUGAAAAUAUUAUCAAGAUCAUCGUACAAAUAUUUCAUCGUAGACCAAUUAUAAAUUCAGCUAUCAAAUAAAAACACAUAAAACAACCACUCCUCAGUGCAAACCACUAACACAUUGUUCUGAAUGCUUUAUAAGAUGCUAAACUAUGCACAAAGCAGUAUUGUUCUAUAAAGAAAAAAAAACUUUCAGAAAGUUAUAGCUGCUGAGUAUUAAAGACACCUUCACAAAUUCACAGCUGCUCAGUAUUAGUAUUAGUAGUAGUUCCAGUUGAGGCACCAUAAAUUAUGAGGAUGGGUUUUCCUCCAUACCCUUUUAGCAUGGGGCUGUACUUCCCUGCACCUUUACUUUUAAACAGUAACAAAACAAUUGCAUAAAUACAGCCUGAAAAAACCACUUGCAUUUAUGCUAUAAUUUGUGACUUAAUUAUAGGGUAAAUUCAAAUAAGAGUAAUUCACAAUUCAUGAAGCAAAACUACACACACACACACACACACACACACACACACACACACACACACACACACACACACACACGCGCAUAUAUUGGAGAAACUGAGAAAUUGCAGCUUUCAAAGUUGAGCAAGAACCAUGAUUUUUAUAGUGUAUAUCCUCUCCACUCUCUUGGGUAAACAAUAACCACCCACCUACACCCCACCCCUAGCAGUUAUUUAUGAACCUUUAAUGCAAUCUUCUCCAUAGCACUCUAGCCAGUCUCCUACCCAUCUUCCAUGUCAACCUUGAGUCAACACCUUUGUUCCUUUUUGUAAUAAGACAACUUGCUAUCCCACUUAUAAAUGUAUCUUGAGGGGUUAAAUAUUUAAGUUUGUGUAAUAACUCUUGAUAUUUCCCUCUAAAUUAUGUUGUAUUAAAUUAACACAAAAUAACCUUACAAUCAUAGUUACUGAAACUUUAUAUUAAGGACCCCUAAAUAAAUAAGCAUCAGUGUUGUACAUUUGUGAAGAAGUGGUAUUUGAUAACCACCAGCAGAUGUACUAUCAUAAUUAUAAAGCAAAAACAUUUGGCAAAUGCAAAACUGAAAAUUACAUGUUUGUUUUCUUAGAAUAAUGGCCUCAGUGGUAGUCAGGUAAAAGAGAUAAAAUAACUUCAUUUGAAAACUAUAAUCCCUUGGUACAAAUUAACAAGUACCUAAUGUGCAUGCUUUUACAUUGCUUUAAUUUUACAUAGAACCUGUGUAGUGCAAAUACAUAUGAGUCAAGCUUUGCACUGGUGAUGUGGGCAUUCAAUGUUAAUUACAACCUGAGUCUAAAACAGAGUAUGAAUGUAUUUCUUCUGCUUUCUGUAAUUGUUAUUAAAGGUGUUGUUUUAUUUUUUAUUAUAUUUAUUUGUAAGGAUACGUAACCCCACUAGGGACAAAAGUCUGUUUUCAGGGGUGACAUGGGAGCCCUAUCUAUUUAAGUGGCUUGCUCAGAGCCGCACAAAAAAGAAAUGGACAAUGAAGGAAUUACAUCUAGGACUACAGACUGAAACUCAUUCAAACUCAUAAACUUUGUCCUGUACUAUAAGCUAAUACAUUCUUGAUAUAAGUUAAGGAGAGUCAUAUAUAAAUCAAAAUAUUUUUUCAUUGUGGGCUUUAUCAUGGAUUUCUUACCUGAAGAUACAUUAAUGAAAUGCCACAAAAGGUUGUGUCUGUGCAUUACAACAUACUACAUGCAUUUCUAUGUUAAAAGCUGGUGUACUCUGGGUCUUGCCACAUACACACUAAAGCUAAAAACAUAUUAUUUUAUUUAACCCAUACAGAAAUGUAUACAGAAUUAGAAUUUUGUAAGAUCACUUUUGCUUGCUUAAUUAAGAGUUAUACAUAAAAGGAAACACAGUAUCCUUGCUAGCUAAUAAUAGUGGGAAUAAUGUAUUUGACAAAAGCAAACAAAUGCUUCUUAGAUUGCAAUACCUAUAAGAAGUAAAAUAAUGUGCCAGUUCUAGAUCUGAAGUGCAUUUCAGAAAUAAUGUUGAAAAUAAAACUAGAGAAAUGUUUGAUUUUUUUUUCCUAAACUAAGAAUUAAUAUAUUUUUAUAAAAUAUUGAUCAGUCGUUUUACAGAAGAAAGCACUGGUAAAAGGGGUUUGCAAACCCCAGACAAUUCCCAGUGCCUAUGAAUAAGUAAACCUCCUUUUUUUGGAGAAUUUGUAAAGAUGUAUCAUGAUGCUGAAAUUACAUUUCUUGGGAACGUAGACUGAAAGCAGAAUGAAAGUUAAUCAAUCUGUGUAGCUCAAGGGAACUAUAUGAAAAGUGAAGUUAGAACUAAUGAUAGAGUUUGCUCAGCCUGAUGUUCUAAAAGAUACAUAUAUUUGUAUUAAGUAUAUUUUUUGUUCUCAUAAGUGAGGCUUAUAAGAAGCAAGCUGAAGCAAAAUUUAAUACAAUUUCUAUUACCUGUAAUGAAACCCAGUGCUCAUUCUAACACUUUUAAAUGUACUGAUUUCAGCAACAGUUGUAAAUAAUCAUUAUUUAUAUUUCCAAAGUGGACAAUGUGAAUGUAUAAUAAAUAUUAACUGUGUUUUUUC
Messenger RNA from Protopterus annectens (West African lungfish), 4750 nucleotides. RefSeq names its product B-cell receptor CD22-like. The record is from RefSeq and is a predicted model, not a curated record. The coding region runs from base 778 to 1878 and encodes 366 amino acids. The transcript is spliced from 8 exons. NCBI's taxonomy places the organism in Eukaryota, Metazoa, Chordata, Ceratodontiformes, Protopteridae.